Messenger RNA from Thlaspi arvense, 1846 nucleotides. Lineage: Eukaryota; Viridiplantae; Streptophyta; Magnoliopsida; Brassicales; Brassicaceae. The record is from the annotation of a GenBank genome assembly.
AUGGCGAACCCGUCGCUACGUUUUGGUGCCGUUGUGCUUUUGCUGCUACUCGUAAGCUUGAUCAACGUCGCAGAGGCCGAGAUUCACGUGUACGGCAACAAACGGUUCAGCAAAAUCGCCAACUGUCUGUAUGUUCCCGGUGAUACUGAAGCUCUCUACGCAUCCAAGUCUCAGAACAUCAAUGCUGCUUCUUCCUCUGGUACACAUUCCAAAGGAAUGUCAUUUAUCAGGUUUGAUGACAUUACCUUUGUGAGGACGAAGGAAGCUGCUAACAAACCGAAAUCGAAGCUGGCAAGUGCAGGAUUGGUUGAAACUGUAGUGUUUGAGAUAAAAGACCGGGAGAAAAUUGGUGGGUCUUUGUUCAAAAGUGACGCCAUGUGUUGUACUGCAGAGCUUGCGAAUGCUGGAUCCUGCAAUCUGGGAGAGGUUAUAAUUAGCAGAGAUCCCAGUGAACCUGAGUGGCCUAAACGGAUUCCAACUUUCUUUGAAGAGCACAAGGAAGAAGUGAAGAUGUCUCCUGAAGCUUUGGUGAUCAACAAGACAGGACUAUAUACUGUCUACUUCAUGACUUGUGAUCCGGAUUUGGAUGGCAUUGUAGUCAGAGGAAGAUCAAUCUGGAAGAACCUAGGCGGCUAUUUACCAGGAGAGACAGCUCCUCUAAAGAAGUUUUAUAAAUUCAUGUUCUUAGCUUAUGUGGUGCUUGGCCUGGUUUGGUUUCCACAAGUUGCUCAGUAUUGGAAAGAUGGAAUCCAGCUGCAUAGUCAUAUUAGCUUGGUAAUUGCAUUUUACAUGGCUGAGUUGGUUUUCCUGUACUUUGACUUUGCCUAUCUCGACUCAGCUGGUACAAGUCCUGUGGAGGUUACAUUAUGGGCGGUAACUAUUUCUUCUGUGAGGAAGGCAUUGUCUCGGCUUCUACUAUUGGUGAUAUCUUCAGGGUAUGGGAUAGUGAAGCAUACCCUUGGUGGCGUAACAUUGAGGAUGCUUCUCAUUGGUGUUAUGUGCUUUGUCAUAAGUGAAACUCUCAGUUUGGCUAUGCACUUUGGGAACGUUUCUAAAAAUGUAUUGACUUACCUAAUGCUCUCUUGGUCUACGCUGGAAACUUGCUUUCUCCAAUGGAUUUUCAGGUCCCUGUGGAGAACUCUUAAGAAGCUUAAGCUGAAUAAGAGGAACAUUGCUAAGCUGCAGCUCUACAGGAAGUUUGCAACCGUACUUGUAAUCAUGGUGGUGCUCAACUUUGCCUGGAUCUAUGUGAAGCUAUAUGUCUAUGAAUCUCAAAGUGAGCUUUGGAAAGUGGAGUGGAUCAUCCCAGCGUUUUGGUAUCUGCUUGCCUAUGCACUGUUGGUACUCAUCUGCUUCUUUUGGCCUCCAUCCGAAAAGCCAACUAGGUACCUACACGUAGCUGAAAUGGAAGAGGAGUUUGACGAAGAAGAUCUCUCAUUAGCAGAAGCCCGGAUGAUUACUAGCGACGGAGUAAAGAUUGAAGAUGGCAAUGUGGAGAGGGAUGAGAGGAAGAGUCUUCUGGAAGGAUUCAUUCUGUUGUUUGGGAAUCUUCCAGGCGAGAGGUGAAACAAUUUUUUACAUUUUGCUGGCAUCAUCAUCGUCGUCCUUAACCCAAACUGCCUCCUAACCAUUCCUUUUUUAGCUUCGGGUUUAGUGUGUUUGAGGUUUAAAACUCCUUUAGUAUAACUAGGAUCUUUUGCAAGAGACUUGAGAUGCCAGUCCCUAAUAACUUUAGCGGUUAAUGUAAUUGGAUUCAAUGUAUUUAAACUAGAAUCUUAUGUAGCAGACUUGUUUGGUAACUUAAAUAUCAGUUUUAUUGUUAAUUUUGAUUAUCUUAAGAUUAAUA